UCUUCACCAGCUGGUAAGAAGUUUAUGUCAGACCUACUAAUCAACAGCUUGAUGGCAGAAGGGAGUCUGGAAUCAGCCCUGGAGACAGCCAUUGACAAUGAAAUCAAGGAAGGUGCUGGAGAAAACGACAAAGAAAAAACUACGGAAAGCAAGGACAUCAUUGCUGAUGUGCCCCUCCUUCACCUUACCCAACAGCUGCUGAAGACAUCGUCCACACAAGUGUUAAGUGAAUUUCAACAAUUAUUUCUCAAGCCACCUACUUUACAGUGGCCCUAUACCCCUCCACCACGCCCCAUGACAGUCGAGUUACUGCUCAAGUUACAGAGGCUUGUUAUCGGCAGCUUUUUCCUACAUCAUGAAGAUGAAAGACCUUGGUAUUUGAUUAAAGGUGAAGAAAAAGCCCUGAGUUGCAAGCAACAAGGUGCUGCACUACUGCUGCAUAAGUAUGCCACUUUGCUUUGUACCCAUGCUGGGGAGAUCCUCCCAGUAGCCUCAUCAUUAGCGUCAAAUGGUCCUCGCCAUUUUGUCGUGUCUUCCCAAAUAAUCCAGCGAGAACUAACAGGAGUGUUAUUGCCUGAAUUCCUGACUGCCAUGGUCCUGCUCCAGACCUGCAUGCCAAGUAUUAUGGACUCGUCAAGGACAGUUCCUCUUAUCAGUGGCCUGCUUGACCUGUUAGACAAGUUUAACAGGCUUGCUCCUGGGGUGCAGAAAGAAGAUGAGGAGGAUCUGGCCUGGCCUGGUGGUAUAGGCAGUCCAACGCCGGCUCGCAGGAGAGCUGAUGGUGACAUCACGUUCAUUAGGCCUGAAGAUCUGGAAAAUCACAAUAAGGAUGGUGGACUGUGGGUUGUUAUUCAUGGUAAAGUGUACGAUCUUCAAGAUUUCAAGGAUCAAGCUCCUUGUGGAAAGGAACUGCUGCAAUCAUAUGCAGCUUCUGAUGCAACUCAAAUAUUUGAGGAAACCAAACAUUCGGUAGAAGCAAGGGAAAUGAUGCAAGCAUUCUUUGUCGGUAUUUUCGUGGAGGUGAGUCAAAUAAAGGCACAUUUAAACGGAUCAGUUUUACGUUUUUUCUGUUUUAUUUGUUAUCCAUCUGUGUCUUCCUAA
Molecule: messenger RNA, 1101 nt
Organism: Orbicella faveolata
Lineage: Eukaryota; Metazoa; Cnidaria; Anthozoa; Scleractinia; Merulinidae
Product: E3 ubiquitin-protein ligase HERC2-like
Biological process (GO): protein ubiquitination
Molecular function (GO): zinc ion binding; protein binding; ubiquitin-protein transferase activity
Source: RefSeq, a predicted model, not a curated record